CUUUGCGGGAGCCGGCUCCUGGGAAGCGUCGGGGAGGCAAGAUGGCGGCGGCGGAGGGCCUGCUGAGCGCGGGGCUGAAUUUGGAGGCCUUCGCCCAGGCCAUUGCGGCCACGCAGGCGCUCCGCUCGAGCGUGACGCGGGUCUUCGACUGCCUGAAGGACGGGCGGCGGCGCAAGGAGGGCGCGGAGGGGCGCGGGGAGCGGGGCUUCGUCGCCGCCUUCCAGGACAGCCUCCUCGCCCUCAGCCGGGACCUCGGUGAACUGGAACGUCUUAGCAACCUUGUAGGCAAACCUUCAGAAAACCAUCCUCUUCACAACAGCGGACUGCUGAGUUUAGACCCCGUCCAGGACAAGACCCCACUCUACAGUCAACUGCUUCAGGCCUAUAAGUGGUCCAAUAAGUUGCAGUAUCAUGCGGGGCUGGCAUCGGGCCUCCUGAAUCAGCAGUCUCUGAAGCGCUCCGCCAACCAGAUGGGGGUCUCGGCCAAGCGCAGACCCAAGGCCCAGCCCACCACCUUGGUCCUCCCACCACAGUACGUUGAUGACGUGAUCAGCCGCAUUGAUCGAAUGUUUCCCGAAAUGUCCAUCCACCUCUCCCGGCCGAAUGGGACUUCGGCAAUGUUGCUGGUGACCUUAGGCAAAGUGCUAAAGGUCAUUGUGGUGAUGCGCAGCCUCUUCAUCGACCGGACGAUCGUGAAGGGCUUCCACGAGAACGUCUACACCGAAGAUGGCAAGCUCGACAUAUGGUCCAAGUCCAACUACCAGGUGUUUCAGAAGGUCACGGACCACGCCACGACGGCCCUCCUGCACUACCAGUUGCCCCAGAUGCCGGACGUGGUGGUCAGGUCCUUCAUGACGUGGCUCCGGAGUUACAUCAAGCUCUUCCAGGCGCCCUGCCAGCGCUGCGGGAAGUUCCUCCAAGACGGCCUGCCUCCCACCUGGAGGGACUUCCGCACCUUGGAGGCCUUCCACGACACCUGCCGGCAGUAAACGGGAGGGGUUCCCCCCCAAAAAAGAGGACAAUCUGUGGGCCAAACACCCCCUUUGUGGGGGUCACGUUGCGCAAGGACCGUCCCGUGCCAACGCUUCGACCAACGGGGCCGUUCCGCAGUCCUGACAUUG
Messenger RNA from Anolis carolinensis (green anole), 1121 nucleotides. RefSeq names its product mediator complex subunit 27 (gene med27). Gene Ontology annotation, cellular component: mediator complex. Gene Ontology annotation, molecular function: transcription coactivator activity. The transcript has 8 exons. Bases 42 to 989 code for a protein of 315 amino acids. Lineage: Eukaryota; Metazoa; Chordata; Lepidosauria; Squamata; Anolidae. The record is from RefSeq and is a predicted model, not a curated record. Gene Ontology annotation, biological process: regulation of transcription by RNA polymerase II.